AGAAGCACGUGAUUAGGCGUGUUUACUUAUGGUACAAUGUAGCGUCUAUGAGACCAUCAACCUCAGCCGAAUAAUCAAUUAUACGGUCACGUUCAGGAUCAGAAUCACUUAUUGGAUUGACAUCAGGCCCUUCGCUGACUAGUAACUGCUCGAUGCAUCUGAGAAAAGGGAAAGUCGAGUGAAUAGCCUGAGGGCGAGCGAGCCAAACAGACAGACGAGGGGAAAGGGUGGGCUCUUUUUAGGGAUACUGGACCACCAGAUGCAUUCCUAAUAGCAUCUCUGCUGCUAGCCUCAUUAUGGGCGUUAUAGAGGAGACUGACGUAGAGCAGGUGACCCUGGCUCUUUUGGAUGCUGCCAAUGACAGGGACCCAGUGGUGCAGGAACAGGUCAGGAAGUCCAUCUUGACACUGGGGAACCAGCAGCCUGAUAAAGUCCUGUCCAUGUGCCAGGACUACCUGCUCAAACAUCCCAAGCUGGUGGUCGGGCACAGAGUGGUAAUCUUGCAAACCAUUGAAUUGGUGGUGAAGAGCAGGAUUGAUGACAUCAGUUACCCCAAGAUCAAGAGUGUCAUACAGCUAGCAUCAGAUGAGAUGACGAAAUCAAAGGAGGUUGUCCCAGAAUGGCAGCAAGCAGCUAGUAAUAUUCUAGUUGCUGUGGGAAACAAAUAUAUUAAUGACAUCAUGGAGGAGAUACUCGGCAAGUUCCGGCCGGGAGUUUUGCCUCACUUUUUUGUGGUUCAAACACUAGCCAAUCUCUCUGACUCAAACGUAUACGGUAUGGUGCCUUUUCUCAAUGCUAUAAUGGGGACCAUGUUACCCAUGCUGGGCAUGACCAAACAAGACAACAUGAAAUGGGUCUUCUCGUCCGCUCUCUGCCACUUCAGCGAGAGCAUUCUAGAAUACCUGGCCAACUUGGACAAAGCUCCGGACCCCACUGUGCGUAAAGACACCUUCUCUAGUGAGAUUUACUCAGCCUAUGACAUCCUGUUCAACAGCUGGAUCCAGAGCAGAGAGUCCAAGCUGCGUCUGACUGUUGCAGAGGCUCUUGGGUCAAUGAGUCACCUAAUGGCACAUGAUAAACUGGAAGAACAGCUUCCCAAACUCCUUCCCACUGUACUGGGCCUCUACAAGAAGAAUUCAGAACACUACAUCAUCAGCAAGAGUUUGAGUCAGAUCCUGGAGGCCUCUGUGAAUAUGGGCAGCAGAGUGCUGGAGACACAGAUUGAUGGUCUCUUAGUCGCUCUGCACCAGCAGAUAUGCUCACCUAUGGAUUUCAGCAACCCUCCAACUGUGAAAAAUCACAACGAGGUCCUGCGAUGCUUUACUAUUCUUGCUAACACGUUCCCGGACCGUCUGAUGGUGUUUGUUCUCCAGAGGUUGGAGAACAGUAACGAAAGGAACAGAAUGGGCUCGCUGGCUGUUCUCAGACACCUCAUCAACUCAUCCACCUCCAUUAUGGAAACCAAGAGGCUCCUAAUUCUAGUCAGCAUCAGGCAACCUCUGGCUGACCACAGUAAUAAGGUGAAGAAGAGAGUGGUGCAGGUGAUCAGUGCUAUGGCUCAUCAUGGUUACCUAGAGCUAGAGGGAGGAGACCUGCUUGUCCGUUUCAUCAUCCAGCACUGCGCUCUACCAGACACUUACCAUCGACCUCCAGACCCAGAGGAAGUGACUAAUGAGGCUCUGCGUAGCAUGUGUGAUAACACAUUGCAUCUUUUCACUACCACAGUGGGCCGCCUGACUGAUGUUCUGUGGCCGAUGUUGCUUUGCUACCUGACCCCAAAUCAGUAUGCCAAUGCUACUACACCAUUGUGCAAGAGUUUAAUUCUGCUGGCCAACAAGAAACAAACAGCACAAGAACCCAACUUCAUCAUCGACUUCAAUGCACAAGGCUCUAGUCUUCCCUCACAAUAUAUCCUGAUGAUAAGGCUCUUGGUGAAUGCUGCGUUCCCGUUUCGAUGCAGGGGACAUGGUGCUCCCUCUCUAAGUCUGCUCCACGCUAUCAGCCCUAACAUUCACCCUAAAGCCGAGCCUCUGUGGGAAAACGAGAUUCCAAAGCUGGUCAAUUAUCUUGAAGAAUCAACAGAAGAUUCUCUGGAUAAAAAGAAAUGGGAAGAAACUUUACUUCAGCUCCUGUCUAAAACUCUGGCAGCCAUUGAUGACAGCCAGUGGACUGGUCAGCUUGCAGUAGAAGCCACACGAUACCUUCCUACCUACAACAACGCUCUGGAGGAGAAGAGUUUUUUGUAUAGGUGUAUCGGUGUGAUUCUCCAGCAGUGCUAUAAUAAAGAGCUGGUCAGGAAACAGCUGCAGGAGAUCUUGAUCGGCACUCGUCACAAUGAUGCAAUUGAAAGAACGGGUGUUGCCAUGGGAAUCGGGUUGUGUGCCAGCAGUCAUCUCGAUGGCACUCUGGAAAAACUGGAGGAGUUUGGGAAGUCUGACGCCUUCAGGAAAGCCUCAGGGAUAUUUGGUCUUCUCAAAGAUAAAAACGAUGUUGAUGUGGAGAAAAUGAAGAGCACUCUCAUUUUGUGUUAUGGCUAUGUUGCGUUGCAUGCUCCAGAAGAUAAGCUCCUCACUCGCAUCGAUAGUGACAUUCUCCACAACAUCUCCAAGAACUUCAACACCAAGGUUCUGGGAAUUAAAGUAGAGACCAAGGACCUGACUAUGAAGCUCAGUCUCAUUCAUAGUGUCGGACUCAUUGCCAAGGCCAUCAGCAAAAGUGUUCGUAAACAGGGCUACCUGUUCUCCCGCAAACAAGAGUUGAUGGGCGUUAUGAUGGAUUUCAUAAAAGCUGAACCAACAGAUGUCAUGCGGACCCCAGUUCGCUAUCUUGUAUUGACCACAUGUGCCAACCUCAUAAACUUAGAUCCUCCUUUAACAGAAAAUGAAAACUUUGACUUGUUAAAAACAUGUUUGAAUGGAGUUUAUGGGCUUCCUACUGUGGACACUCCGGACAAGGCUAAAGAUGAAGAAGCCCUGGAUCCACAGCAAAGAGAGGUCUUAUAUUCAGAUACUUUUACUGCUCUUCAUGAAUUGCUGAGGAAUGUGCUAGCCAGAGACUUGAGUCCUGAUGGUCUGCAGUCUGUGUUCAAGCAUAUAGAAAGCUGGCUGAGCUCAGGACAAGACCAUGAGCGGGAGAGGGCAGUAAAGACCACAGCAGAGUUACUGCAGUUCUACUUGGACAAUCUCAGGGUGAAGAAUCUAGUGACAUUCCAUAAUUUAGGAGCUCUUGUGGGGCGACUGGCCCCACGGUGCACAGACCCAAACCCUGAGGUGCGACGGGCAGCCAUAGACUGCGUCUAUAGACUAAUGUACAUUCAGCUGCGCUAUGAAGGCUUUUCACUGGACUACAAGGACGAUUCAGUUGAGGGUCUGUUAGAUGUUCGCGAGAAGCUAAGCAAUCCUGACAAUACAGUCUUGUAUAAAACCUGCUCUGAGCUGACUAAGAUCAUCAGUAAGCGUUUGCCCCAGCAGCAGUUGAGCACCCUGUUGUUUAUGCUGUAUGAUGGUUUGGUGGACUCUCAGUCCAACUGUUCCAGAGCAUCCAGCGUGAUCCUCAACACCUUGCUGAAGAACAGAGGUGCUGGCCUGCAGGAUCUGGUACCAGAGAUGCUUGAGGUGUUACACAACCGACUGCAGGUGAUUGGUGAAGAGCAGGUAAAGGUGGCCAUCGGUCAGUCCAUCCUCAUCCUCGCUACACAGCAUCUGCAGACAGUGGUCAACACGCUCGUUGCCUACCCACUACCAUACGACAGCUGGAGCUGUGAGAUGUGGAUAGCUCUAGGAGCAGACAGCACUCUGGCCCUGCAAAUCAUGGAGAUGAUUAUCGAGAAGCUGAAUGUUAUGGUUCCCUAUGUAGAUAAGAAAGAGUCCAUGUUGAGACCCGGUUUGACCAAAGUUGCCACAAGCCAACCACUGGCUAUGACCUGUGCCCUGCGUGAGAUGAUGCUGAAUGGCCAGUCAGCUGAUGCCGUGGCGUAUCUAUUUCCAAAGCUCUUCAGUGCUCUUCUGGUGCGCUUGGGCUCCAGCGUGGGAGUUCAGCUACCUAAAGAUCUCAACAGCAACAGCAUAAUUUCAGACCGCAAAACAACCAACAAAAUUAAUGUGGCCAAUUUCGAUGUGUGUGGGGUGGCAGUGGAGGCCCUGCGGAUCCUGCUGGGUCGAGCUCAGCUGGACGCUGUCAUGAAACCAUUAGAUCAGGAGGGAGCUUGGGACAAGAUGAAGGACCCGCAGCAGCACACAACAGGAGUCACUCUGCUCUCCAGAGCAAUGGCAAAGCAUGCUGGUCCAAGACUCCCUUCCAUUGUGGAAAGUCUGUGUCCUUCUCUCUGUAAUAUUUAUGAGUGCCAGAGGAUCACAGUCACAGCAUUCUUCUCUGAGCUUCUGAACCAUCACGUAGUGACUGAACUGAUGAUUUUGGACAUGCUGAUGAACAACAUGAUGGAAAGAAUAACUGACACCUGCGGUACGGUUCGCAUGCUGGCGGUCCGAGGCCUGGGGAACAUUGCUGUGGGCUCACCUGAAAAGGUGAAUAAAUAUGCAAAGGAGCUUUUAGCAGCCAUGAGUUCAGGUAUGGAAGAAAACGAUGAUCCAGGGAAACUCAUCACACUGGAGGCCAUGUCUGGAAUGUCCAAGAUAUUGAUUUACCUGGACCAAAAGAACGUCCACCUGCUUGUGGUUUACAUCUUCAUGAAGAUUAAACCCUUUCUGGAGAAUGAGAACGAUGAGAUCCGAUGUGCUUCCAUCAUGCUCCUGGGGAACCUGUCGAAGUUUGGCUCGGGUGAGCCUGUUUUUAAAGACCAGAUCCACAAUGUUCUUGUCAGCCUGCUGUUGCAUCUCAGUGAUCCCAACCCUCAAGUGGUCAAGGCAUGCAAGUACGCCAUGCGCAUAUGUGCUCCAGUCAUAGGUUCAGAACAGAUUUCUGCCAUGUUCCAGAAUCAUCUUCUUGAGGAGAAGGGUCUGCAUCAUGGAGAGUUCAUUAAUGACCUCACCAAAUACCUAAUCCAGGAUUUUCCAGGGAUGCUGAACUUCUACCACAUCACAGUCAUUCAGUUCUUCAAGAGUAACUGGGCUGAGAUCAGAGCCAGUGCUGCCAUGUUUAUUGGGUUUUUGCUUGGGAACCUUCCUGAUGAGCAUUUCUCCCAUAUGAAUAUGGGGUCAGUGACAAAGGGUCUGGUGAUGCUGCUGCAGGAUCCAGAUCCUCUCGUGCGAGGGAAAGCCGCUGAAGCCAUGGGUCAUUUUCACUGAUGUUACCUCCACUCUGCAGCCAAUCAGAUUAGUCUUUGAUUUUAAGUUUGUUGCUUUGGAUAAGGAGGAAGCUUUGAAUUGUUGUUCUGUAAUAAGCCUUGAAAGGUUUUUAUUAUUGACCAAAGACUGUGCACUAGUUCUGCAAGAAAAGCGAAAAAUAAAAAGGAGAAGACAUUUAUUGACGUUACAGCACUUUUAAGUACUCUCAGAUAUACGGUUUGUGAUUCCUAGCCCGGGUUUUUCACCAGCGGCAGUUUUUAAUGUGAGGUACGUACCUGCGAGCCCUUUAAAAACUAGAAGGUUGUAGGCGAGUACACUGAUAUUGCUGAUAUUACUUGCUUGACCAUUCCUCUAGCGUGCUAAAUGCGUACCACCACUUUAAAGCAUUAAAUCAUUAAAAACGUAUGUAGGAUGAAUCAAUAUGUUUUAAACCAACAUCAACACUGCAAGGUUUUUCUGGUAAUAAAAUCAGAUGUACUGCUCAGUUAAGAGUUUAAUCCUGUAAAAAAGCAGAUGGUUGAGUCAUAUUGACCACCAUAAACCUUCAGCAAUACAUCACCCUAAUAGGGAUGUGCAUUAGCAUAAGCCGCUAAGCCAUUAACUGCAACUGAAAUCUCCUGUACUGAAAUCCACAAUCAAAAAUUUAUAUUUCAAUAAGCAUUUAUAGUAUUUUUGCUGUGACUUCUGUGGUUCUGACUGUAUCUCAUGCACUACAGUGUAACAAACUCAAUUGUGCUUCCUUCUCGACCAAGUAGACAAAAACAGUGCCAAAACAUAGAUUUAUAAAAGAUCAAUUUUACUAGAGUAGAUGUUAAAAGAUUUCUGACAUGUUUCAUACUCAUUUUGUGCAGCUUCUGUGUAGCUGAAACACCAGUGCUGGCCUUUCUAUGGCACUUGUCUUGUUCCGUUUUGUAAAUUGUAUCUGUGAAAUGGAUGUUAAU
This is a messenger RNA of Sinocyclocheilus rhinocerous, 6184 nucleotides long. Its product is annotated as maestro heat-like repeat-containing protein family member 1. The coding region runs from base 297 to 5243 and encodes 1648 amino acids. The transcript is spliced from 43 exons. Gene Ontology annotation, cellular component: cytoplasm. NCBI's taxonomy places the organism in Eukaryota, Metazoa, Chordata, Actinopteri, Cypriniformes, Cyprinidae. The record is from RefSeq and is a predicted model, not a curated record.